Molecule: messenger RNA, 4253 nt
Organism: Saimiri boliviensis boliviensis (Bolivian squirrel monkey)
Lineage: Eukaryota; Metazoa; Chordata; Mammalia; Primates; Cebidae
Source: RefSeq, a predicted model, not a curated record
GGCCGGGCCGCGCGUGGUGUUGCCAUGGGGAUCAGAGCCCGUGGCUGAAGGUUUCCGCGCUUGGAGACCGGGCCUCCGCGGAGGGAGCAGUUCCCUCUGCCCUAGCCAUGGCUCAGAACAUUGAAAACCACGACCCUGUCGGAUCCAUCUUAAUCCAGGUCCAUGAAGACCUUUAUCAGUUAAAGGAGAAAUUAACAAAAUUCUCACUUGAGGAAAAAGGAGAGACUCUAGACAUUCAGAGUCUUGAAACAGCAAUCAAAAGGACUGAAACGGGCUUAAGAAUUCACAUUGAGAAAUAUUUAAAUGUUGUAAACCAGAAUGUAUUAACGACUUCUGUUGAUGAGGAGACCUUCGAUACUCCCCAGGCUUCCAAAUGGUUACUUCCAACUGUAAUUGAUCAGAAAUCAUUUAUUUUCCCUGUGGAAUCUGAGAGUAAACUUUGGCAACCCCAAAGACAGCACAGUUCAUCUCUGCCUAUCUUUCCAAAAGCAAAGGUAAAGGUUCAGAAGUUAAUCAAAGGGUCUACGAUAUCCAACCUCACGGUUCUGCCAUCUUCUUGUCGCACAGAUCCCUAUUUCACUCCUAUACCAGUCUUACAAGCAGAUGCCAACAGAGGGAUUUUAAGUCUGAUAGAACGAGGGUUGAUUCCACCAACAGCAAGGAUUACCUUUCAGAAUCCACCCAUUAUACCCAGAGCAGCUCCUCUGCAUUAUUUGAAUGAAGCACGUAAGAUUCCAACUGCAGUCUCUUUCACCAUACCUCAGGAACCACUGCCAUCUCCAGCAGAAGUGAAGUUCUUUCCCAAGAAACAGAGUUCAAAGGGGAAAAGCAGAAGGUCAAGAGGACAUCAUGACAGGAAGGCCUUGAAAGUCACAACACCUUCAAGAGUCCUGAAAUCACCGUGGGAUUAUGACUUUUUAAUUUAUGACGGUGUCGUAGACAAUACAGCCCCAGACUUCUUAGCAUUCAAGGAACAUUUUAACUUAGCUUGGGGAGGUAUUUUUUCUCUCUUGGAACAUGUCACGAAGUUUCUCAGGAACUAUGCAAUACCAGAAGUCAAAAUUAAAGGGAAUCAUUUGGUGGCCCUCCUUCCAGAGUUUGAGCUGAAGAAUAAACUUACCAGAUAUGACUUUCUCUCAGUGUUAGAGGACCCAGCUCAUGUUCAAAUGCUGAUGAAUAUUCCAGGCCAAAGGUACAAGGGCCAAGAUGGAGAGACGGAGGCUGCCAUAAAGAUCCAAGCCACAUGGAAAUGCUACAAAGCCAGAAAAUUCUUCCUCAUUCAUCGGCGGCAGAAGUGGGCAUCAGGUGUGAUUGCCAUUGCUUGGCUGUUACAUUGCCAUAAGACUCGACUAAAGAAGAUACUAAAGGAAUCACGUCAGAGACACCUGGAGAAUUUCCGCAUUCGAGCCAAGCAUCUGGCAGCCAACUGGAAUCGCAUCAGGACCUCCAGGAGGACUAUUAUCCAUAUCCCGUCAUUAGGGUAUUCCCAGCCUGUGAGAGAACGUAUUGCUGAUUUCAACAUACAGCAGAACAUGCAGCUGGGGAGGCUGUGUGACAUCUUAGAUGCCAAUGUGAAUGUCAUCUACAUCUGCUCCCAUCAUAUGAAUGACGAGCUAGUGCAGUAUUACAAAAAAAUCCUAAGUCUACACGCAGCCGUCAAAUCGGGGAACCUUGAGGACAGAAGUGACCUGCAGAACAGGUUCAAAAUUAUCACCCCUGAAGCUGUAAACAUCUUCCCUCAGCAUCAUAUGUGCCUGGCCACUCACCUGAUGUACAGUCCCAAGGCAAUCAAAAGAAUUAAAAAUCUCAUCCAAGGAACAGAGGCCUACAUCGUCAGCGGACUCCUCCACAGAGAUGAUUUAGCUGUGGCCGAUAUGUUAGACAUACCCAUCCUGGGCUCUGAGCCUGAACUAGCUCAUCUUUAUAGUACCAAAUCUGGAGGUAAACGUGUCUUUGACAGUGCCAAUGUGGCAGUUCCUCCUGGAAUUUAUGACAUUUAUAGUCAGCAACAGAUGAUAGAGCAGCUGAGUCAGCUGAUAACUGAUCACCUGCAAAUACAGCGCUGGCUCUUCAAAAUGGACUAUGAGUUCCGAGGAAAUGGGACUGCAUUUUGUGACAUUCCUUCCUACCUAAAGUGCUACAAAUGGGUGCUAAAGGAGAGUAGCAGAUACGGCCUUGAAGACUGGAGAAAGAAAUGGGCACAAGAGCCAGCUUUGGUGAAGAUCUCCGAGGAGCUGGCGGGCAUUUUAGCACAGCACGCACAGCCAGUCAAUGAGAAACGGUUCCCGACGUGGAGGAAAUUCCUCCAAACAUUUCUCAGUCAAGGGGGUGUGAUCGAAGCGUUCCCACCUACAGAUAGUGUCACCAACCUGACAGUGGACAUGUUGAUAGAGCCCAAUGGGAAAAUCAGCGUGCUGUCAACAGGGGACCAGCUUCAUGCCGAAAGCCCCUUCAUCUCCUCGGGUACCACCAUGCCUCAGACCUCAGUGGAUCCCCAAGUUCUCAUGUAUUUGUGCCUCCAAAUUGGAAAAGCCUGCAAAAUGAAAGAUGUGGUUGGUUACUUUUCUAUAGAUCUGGUGACUUUUAUUGACCCAAGCACCUUGCAACAGCAGGUGUGGGCAACAGGCCUUAACCUCGCAUAUAGUGACCAGCUGGCCCUGACUCAGCUCACCUUAUACCUGACAAACGGCCAUCUGGAUUGCAGUUUGAACACCCUGGAGGUGCCCCGCUUCGUUCCAAAGGAAAAGAAGAAAAACAACCGCAUUAGCGCGCUGUCAGUGCCGACGCUGGCAACCAGUCGCUAUGCAGUGAUGACCACCCAGCUAAGACACAGCAAUCUCUCACUGGUUUUCCACUACGUUUUUCUCCAGAUCUGUAGGGCCCAUGGCAUUGGCUAUGAUCUUGAGGACAGGCAAGGAACUGUUUUUAUAUUAUAUGAACACCUGAAGAGAGACAAGUUGGGAAUGUUAACAAUCGGCGAGGAUCUCCAGGGGGUCCUCAUGACCUUUGCUCACAAUCUCUUCAUCAUCCAUCAAGAAAUAUCAGCACCUAAUAUGCAAGGCGAGACCAAUUUUAAGACUGCCAUUGCUGAUAUUGAAACUAUUCUAGGAGUAACAAAGGAAAACAAAAUGAAGUUUGAAGAGGAACAACAGUCCAAAGAUAAUAAAAACCUCUCUAAGCCGAAGAAAUGGUCCUGUAAUAAGAGUACAUAACCUUUUGGAUCCUAGUCUGAAAUAAACAGGGCAAUAUUUCUUUUGCUGUUAGAAAUCAAAACCAGGGGAAAUUGGCUUGCUUUGUGUGCUAGGAGGUGAGUCAGAACAGAUUUUAAUGAAAUGCUCUUUUUAAAAAAUUGUUUAUUAAGUGAUCUUAUUUUACUUAUUGAACCAAAACUUAUUUGUGUUUUUACUUGAGAGUGUUGAACAGUCCCUUCUUCUUCUCAAAUUCAGGAAAAAGUAAUCUGAUAAAAGAAAAAAGUUAAGUCUUCCUGAUAUCCACUCUGCAUUUACUACCUCAUAGGCUUCAGGAUUAUGCAGUUUUUAUUGUUUAUGUUUUAGAAAGUUUUCUCCUAUUUCUAAUAGUCAUUGAUCUUCUGCAUUUAUAGAGUUAAAUAAAGGCUUACUCGCUGCUAUUUGUCAAAACACAAAUGCCUUUUUUUCAAAACUUCAAAUUUAUAUUGAAAUUAUAUUUAUAUGAAUUUUUAAGUGGCUCUUUAUCAUUCAUCAUGCUUUUUUGUUAUACCAAACCACUAUUGUCUGCUAUUGUUGCUAUUUUUCAAAAAGUAGGAUAAGCCAACAUCUAGUUAACCAAAGCAUCAGAAUGUAUCUAGGUGGCAGCAUCUGCUCUUGGUUUAAGAUGGAGUGUAACUGGAGCCCUGUAGCUUGAAUAAACAUUUGUAUUCUCUAGUUCUCCAUUUAAUACACCAGUGGGGUUUUUUUUUUCAAGCUUAGUUCAACAGUACACUACUUUUAAAAAGGCAGAUUGUUAAGAUUAUGUAGUGCUGACACUAACUUUCAGCAUCGGCUUCAUAAUUGUCCAAAAAUAUUUCUAUAUCUGCUAGCUUUACUGAAGGGCAAAAUAAGCAAGUUACAACACCAAAACCAUGUAUUGUUUUAAAGAAUGACCUUUAUGUCUAUAAAAAUAUUUUCGUGUAUUGGGGAAAGGAGGAGGAUUUUUACCUAUGGAAUUUCAGUCAUCUGUUAACUGUGCUUCAGCCACAGGCUAAGAGCUUCUGUAAUAAAAUUAACAUUUCUGUG